GGUCUGGUGCAUGGAGGAAGAUACAUCAAGACAAAGAGACUCUAUCUCUCUCACACCCAUGGCCAACGGUCUGGAGAACCAGGGGGCUGAGUUCUUGGAAAGCCUGGAGGAAGGCCGGGGCCCUGGCAGUGACUGGAGUCCUGAAGAGGGUGGGGGCAGUUGGAGCAAGGCAGGAUCCAAACCCUUCUCCAGAUGGAGGAGCCUGCAGCUGGCCACACGAGUGAGACACCUCUGCAGGGAGCAUGCACAGCUGUUUGGAUGGAUCCUCACAGGCCUGCUCUGCACUGCAUUCACUGCCUUCCUGCUGAUCGCCUGCCUCCUGGAUUUCCAGAGGGCCUUGGCACUGUUUGUCUUCACUUGUGUGGUCCUCACUUUCCUGGCCUACAGCCAGUUGAAGAGACUUCUUGGGCCAAAGCUGAUGAGAUGUUUCAAGCCUCUUGGAAAUUCCCGCCUGAAAUUCUGGCUUAACAGGGCUCUCGUCUUUGCUGCUUUGCUGUUCCUGAUCCUGUGGCUGAUUCUGGACACCUCCCGGCGGCCUGAGCAGCUGGUGUCCUUUGCAGGGAUCUGCGUGUUCGUCCUCCUUCUCUUUGCCUGCUCGAAGCAUCACCGUGCGGUGUCCUGGAGGGCUGUGUGCUGGGGCCUUGGGUUACAGUUUGUACUUGGACUCUUUGUCAUCAGAACGGAACCAGGAUUUAUUGCAUUCCAGUGGCUGGGUGACCAGAUUCAGACCUUCCUGAGCUAUACGGAGGCCGGCUCCAGCUUCGUGUUUGGGGAGGCCCUGAUCAAGAACGUCUUUGCCUUUCAGGUUUUGCCCAUCAUUGUUUUCUUCAGCUGUGUCAUGUCAGUUCUCUAUUAUGUGGGCCUCAUGCCAUGGGUGAUCAUGAAGAUUGCCUGGCUGAUGCAGAUCACUAUGGGCACUUCGGCCACUGAGACCCUUAGUGUGGCGGGGAACAUCUUUGUGAGCCAGACUGAAGCUCCUCUCCUAAUCCGGCCCUACUUGGCAGAUAUGACGCUGUCUGAAAUCCACGUUGUCAUGACUGGAGGCUACGCCACAAUUGCCGGCAGCCUGCUGGGUGCCUACAUCUCCUUUGGGAUCGACGCCACCUCCUUGAUUGCCGCUUCUGUAAUGGCUGCUCCUUGUGCUUUGGCCCUCUCCAAGCUGGUCUACCCGGAGGUGGAGGAGUCCAAGUUUAGGACUGAGGAAGGGGUGAAACUGACCUAUGGAGACGCACAGAACCUCUUAGAAGCAGCCAGCAACGGGGCUGCCAUCUCCGUGAAAAUUGUUGCCAACAUCGCAUCCAACCUUAUUUCAUUCCUGGCGGUGUUGGCCUUUGUCAAUGCUGCCCUCUCCUGGCUGGGGGACAUGGUGGACAUCAAGGGGCUCAGCUUCCAGCUCAUCUGUUCCUACAUCCUGCGGCCUGUGGCCUUUAUGAUGGGUGUGGCUUGGGAAGACUGUGCAGUCGUGGCAGAGCUGCUGGGGAUAAAGCUGUUUCUGAAUGAGUUUGUAGCCUACCAGGAACUAUCCAAGUACAAGCAGCACCGCCUCGCAGGGGCUGAGGAGUGGAUCGGCGACAGGAAGCAGUGGAUCUCUAUCAGAGCAGAAGUCCUCACGACGUUUGCCCUCUGUGGAUUUGCCAACUUCAGCUCCAUUGGGAUCAUGUUGGGAGGCCUGACCUCCAUGGUCCCCCAGCGGAAGAGUGACUUCUCCCAGAUAGUGCUCCGAGCGCUCUUCACUGGGGCCUGUGUGUCCAUGGUGAAUGCCUGUGUGGCAGGGAUUCUGUACAUGCCCAGGGGGCCUAAGGUUGACUGUGUGUCAUUCCUGAACAUGACCCUCAACAGCAGUAGCUUUGAAGUGUACCAGUGCUGCCGUGAGGUCUUUCAGAGCAUCAUCCCUGAGUACAGUGCAGAGGCCCUGGGCAACUGCUGUCGAUUUUACAACCACACAACCUGUGCCUAG
Messenger RNA from Orycteropus afer afer, 1957 nucleotides. The record is from RefSeq and is a predicted model, not a curated record. NCBI's taxonomy places the organism in Eukaryota, Metazoa, Chordata, Mammalia, Tubulidentata, Orycteropodidae.